This is a messenger RNA of Aspergillus saccharolyticus JOP 1030-1, 1511 nucleotides long. Its product is annotated as NAD(P)/FAD-dependent oxidoreductase. The transcript is spliced from 4 exons. Gene Ontology annotation, cellular component: cytoplasm. The coding region runs from base 10 to 1386 and encodes 458 amino acids. The record is from RefSeq and is a predicted model, not a curated record. Lineage: Eukaryota; Fungi; Ascomycota; Eurotiomycetes; Eurotiales; Aspergillaceae. Gene Ontology annotation, molecular function: oxidoreductase activity.
UCCACUAUUAUGGCCCCCAUCCUCCCCAUCGACAACCCCACCCUCCCCUUCUGGCGCACGGAGCUCGACGAACUCGACACUCUCCGCACCACCGCCUCCCUCCCCGCCGAAAGCGACAUCGUCAUUAUCGGGGCUGGCUACGCGGGGGUGACUCUCGCCUACUACCUGCUUAAACAACUCGGCCAUGAGACCAACACCACCACGCCGAAAAUCACUCUCCUUGAUGCUCGACAGAUAUGCUCUGGCGCUACGGGGAGGAAUGGCGGCCACCUCCGCCCCGACAUCUACGGCCAUAUCCCCACCUACAUUGAACGACACGGCCUCGACUCCGCCAUCGAGAUUGCCGAAUUCGAGUACGCCCACAUGCAAGCCCUAAAGGAUCUGUUGGUGGAGGAGCAGAUCUCCUGCGACUUCAACAUCACGCGCAACAUGAACGUGUAUCUCAGCGAGGAAGGCGGGGAGCGCGCGCGCCAGGCUUACGAGAAGUUGUUAGCGCAGGGGGUGGCUGUGGCGAGGGAUUUGCAUUAUACUUCCGCAAAGAAUGCUGAGGGGAUAUCAGGGGUGAAAGGCGCAAAAGCCUGCCUCUCCUACACCUCCGGCACGCUAUGGCCGUAUAAACUCAUCCUGGGUUUGCUGCACAGGAUCGCCGGGUCGCCGGCGUUGAACGUCCAGGCGCAGACCCCUGUGACGGCGGUGACUCCCAGUGGAGAGGGUGGACAUCUCAUCCACACGCCCCGGGGCGUCCUCCGCGCCGGCAGAGUCGUCUACGCGACCAACGCCUACACGGCUGGUCUGCUGCCGGAGUACGCCAAGAACAUCGUGCCGUGUCGGGGCAUCUGCUCCCACAUCGCUUUGCCAGCCGGUCACGACGCGCCGUUUCUGCCCUACUCGUAUGUGGUGGUCACGAAGGAGGGCGGCGGGGGCAGUUAUCUGAUCUCCAGGCCGGAUGGGAGUAUUAUCGUCGGCGGGGCGCAUUUCACGUUCAAGAAGGAGAAGGAGCUGUGGUAUGGGGUUGUGGAUGACGGGACGCUGAUCGAGCCGACGCAGCAUUACUAUGAUGAUUUCAUGCAGAGGACGUUUAAAGGAUGGGAGAAGAGUGGGGCGUAUGUUAAGGAGAUUUGGACGGGGAUUAUGGGGUAUUCGUACGACUCGCAUCCGCAUAUUGGGCAAGUCCCAAACAAGCCGGGCCAGUAUAUCUGCGCGGGUUUUAAUGGACAUGGCAUGCCGGUGGUGUUGCUCAGCGCCAAGGGGCUGGCAGAGAUGAUUGCGACGGGGAAGACGUUCGAAGAGACGGAGACGCGCAUGCCCCGGGUCUUCAAGACAAGUGCGGAGAGGAUCCAUAAGGCGCAGACGGGGCCGGAGGGAGGCGAUAUCCUUGGAAAAUAGUCUGGUCAUAUCGACAUAGACAUAGACACCUUACCCAUAUUACAGGUGCACCCGCUGCUUCAACCCGAUGCUACAUCCAUCUGUCAAUGCACCAUCGAGUUCAAAAACUCACUCAUCCAAUCAUC